Monodelphis domestica (gray short-tailed opossum) is the source of this 1861-nucleotide messenger RNA. The record is from RefSeq and is a predicted model, not a curated record. NCBI's taxonomy places the organism in Eukaryota, Metazoa, Chordata, Mammalia, Didelphimorphia, Didelphidae.
UCUCUUCUACGGACCUCAUGGACUCCAGCGGAGGGCCCGAUGUGGUCCCUUCUUUAGCUCCUGUUCCUGAUGAACUUGCUAAGAGGACUACAGGUACUGGCCCUCGAGUAGUGCACACGGCGGUCCAGGGGCGGUCAAGGCGGUCUUUGCAGCCGGUGCCCCUACACCUCACGUCCCCCACUCCACCCACCCACACCCCUCCCCGCGGGUCUUUGCACACCACGCACCAGCUGCAGAGGUUUUCACGAGCAUUAGCCGUCAGACGGAAAAGCGCAGUGAGCCCCGGACGAGGGAGGUAGCAGUUCAGACAGGAGGAGCGUCCCAAGAACACUGGCUCCCUCAGGAUCCGGCCCGGGGAACAGGGGCACGCACGCGCACGGCGACCUUCUCCAAUCGAGUUACUAAGGUCAUAUUCUGGAGCUCCUUGGCAGAAUGACCAGCCCAAUUCCCUUGCCUGAGACUAGUGUGGACCUUCAUGCCAUUGGCCUGGACUCCCAGAGCAAUCAGCAUUGCCAUGCCCAGCAGGGGCUCAGCAGCCCCUAUGACGCUCAGAAGGAGAGGGCCCGGCGACAGUUGUACUUAGCAUCCUCCAUCUGUCUUGUCUUCAUAAUUGGAGAGGUUGUGGGGGGUUACCUGGCCCACAGCUUGGCAGUCAUGACGGAUGCAGCUCACCUGCUUACUGACUUUGCCAGCAUGCUCAUCAGUCUCUUCUCUCUCUGGAUGUCCUCCCGGCCAGCAACCAAGACCAUGAAUUAUGGCUGGCAUCGAGCAGAGAUCUUGGGAGCCCUGCUGUCAGUGCUGUCCAUCUGGGUGGUGACUGGGGUCCUAGUAUACCUGGCUGUGCAGCGUCUGAUCUCUGGAGACUAUGAGAUUGAAGGUGGGGCUAUGCUCAUCACUUCAGGCUGUGCUGUGGCAGUGAAUAUCAUAAUGGGAUUUACUCUUCACCAGUCUGGUCAUGGCCAUGGCCAUGGCCAUGGCCAUGGACACAAUCAUGGGACCAGUUCAAAGGAGGAAGAGCAGAACCCUAGUGUCCGAGCAGCUUUUAUCCAUGUGGUUGGGGAUCUCCUACAGAGCUUGGGGGUCCUCGUGGCUGCCCUCAUCCUAUACUAUAAGCCUGAAUACAAGUAUGUGGACCCCAUCUGUACCUUCCUCUUCUCUAUUCUAGUCCUGGGCACCACUCUGACGAUCUUAAGGGAUGUGGUUCUCAUGCUGAUGGAAGCAACCCCCAAGGGGGUGGAUUUCACCGCAGUCCGAGACCUGCUCCUCUCUGUGGAAGGAGUGGCAGCCCUGCACAGCCUGCACAUCUGGGCUCUGACUGUGGCCCAGCCGGUGCUUUCUGUCCACAUCGCCAUUGCCCAGGAGGCAGAUGCUCAGAUGGUGCUGAAGGAGGCCAGAGCCCGGCUGCAGGGGAUGUUUCAUUUCCACACCACCACCAUCCAGAUAGAGGAUUAUUCAGAGGACAUGAAAGACUGUCAGGAAUGCCAAGGCCCCUCUGACUGAGCCUUGCCCCUGCCCUGAGCUGCUGCCUAUCCCAGGGCCACCUGGAAUGUCAGUGAUGAGAAGAGUAUGGGACUGAGGGUCGAGAAGAAGAGGGCACCAUGUUUCCUGCUUCUCUCAGACCCCUAAAGCCCCCCACUAGGACUCGGCCUAUUCCCACAUUCCCUUUUGUAUAUAAAUCCAGCCACUCCAGGCCUUCUCCCCUUUUCGGGCCCCUAGACUCUGAUGGGUUUGUUUUCCAAGCUGAGGCAGCCCCUCACUCAGGACCCCCUCUGCCGACGGUGGCCCUGCUCAGCUCCCUUGGCCCAUGGUCAGGGCUCUGGAUAAUUUAUAAUACAUGACGACCUCUUUCUUCCACUUACAA